AAGCUACUGAUCAUCAUGGUUAAACGAGUGGCGAUCAUCGGUGGCGGUGUUAGUGGACUUGUAGCCACGAAGAGCUGUAUAGAAGAGGGUCUGGAUCCAACAUGCUUUGAACAGCGGGACUCCGUAGGCGGUCUGUGGGCCUUUGAGGACAAAGUUCAAGACAAUCUCUCCUGCUGCAUGUGGUCGACCACGAUGAACACCAGCAAAGAAAUGUCAUGCUUCAGCGAUUUCUUGAUGCCGAAGGAAUCUCCAAACUUUUUACACAACGUGGAGGCACUAGAGUAUCUCAGGAACUACGCCCGGCAUUUUAAUCUCGACAAACACUUUUCUUUGAACACAGAAGUCGUGAUGGUCAAGAGGUCUCCAGACUUCUCCAACACAGGACAGUGGAUCGUUCGAAGACCGCAUGACAGUGGAAAUAAGAAACAUUUAAAUGACCAAGUUUUUAGUUCAAAUCGUAUCUCUUUCAACAGGUCAGAAUACAAAAUCCGGAGAAGCAAAGACGGAGUAUUUGACGCCGUGAUUGUGUGCUCAGGCCAUCACGGAGAAAAGCACAUUCCCAGAUUUCCUGGCCUUGGGGAGUUCAAAGGUCAGAUUCUGCACUCACACGACUACCGCAAGCCGCUGGACUUCACCGGCAAACGGGUGUUAGUCGUCGGCCUCGGCAACUCGGGUGGAGACAUCGCCUCGGAGAUCGGCCAGGUCGGCCAGGUAGUACUAAGCACGCGCCGAGGUGUGUGGGUUGUGCCUCGUGGUCUGGGACGAGGUUUGCCGUUGGAUGUGGCCCUACACACCCGACUGGGAUUUCUUCUCCAGAAGGUUCUUCCAUUUUCGUGGGGCCAGAUGCUCGCCGCUGCCGAUCUCAGCGAAAGGCUGGACCACGACCUCUACGGUCUUACCUCGUCCUCGCUGCCCAAUGGAUUCGCCUUAUUCAUCAGCGAUGACCUCGCUUCCCGCAUCAUCUGUGGAAAGGUUAAGGUCAAAGAGGAUGUCAAGAGUUUUUCUACAUCCAGUGUGGAGUUUGUGGACGGCACUGUGGAGGACAUCGACGCCGUGAUUUUCGCUACUGGCUACCACAUCCGCUUCCCUUUUAUGGAGAAGGAGGUGGUGGAGGUGAAGGACAACAUCAUGCCCCUCUACAAGCGCGUGUUUCUCCCUGACUUGGAGCAGCAGACACUUGCGUUCGUCGGGUUCUUCAAUGCCAAUGGUUGCUUGUGGCCCAUCUGUGAAUUACAGAGCAGACUGGCUGUCCGUGUGCUCUCUGGCGCGAUGAAACUACCAACUCGCAAAGCGAUGAAAGAUGAUAUUGAACUGAUGGAAGAAGCAAGGCCAAAAUGUUCCCAAACACACUUCGUCACACUGUCGAGAUGGACUUCAUCUCUUACUUGGACGAACUUGCUGAGAUGGCGGCUUCUACUGACUGAUCCCAAGCUUGGCCUCCGUGUUCUCUGUGGACCCUGCGUGCCAUCGCAGUUCCGCCUGCAGGGACCUGGACACUGGCCAGGGGCACGUGAAGCAAUCCUUACUGUAAUGGACAGGGUUCGAUACCCGCUUCAGACCCGGCGUCUUCCACCCGGACUCCCUAAAACUAUCGAGAGGCUUCGCGAGUUCUUCUACCCCUCCAAGACGUGGAUCGUGUCUCUGUACCUCACAAUCAUUGGUCUGCUCUUCUGGAUUAUUGUUAACUGAUUAUAACAACUUUUCUGUUUACCUGGUCUCGUGUCCAUUCAUCACUGAACAAACGUUUCUCGACCCGAAUGAAUGACACGAUUCAAUGAACAUUUUCCCUCGUUAAUAUUGAAUAAGACAUACACUACACUGGACUAAAUAUAACACAAGAGUUAAUUAUUUUUAGCAGGUAACAACUUAACCAGAAUAACUGAGUUAAGAUUAAGAUUGUUUGGGGUCACUUCGGCUGAUAGUUUUAGCACUUGUUUGUCGUUUUCUGUAAGUUUCUUUG
This is a messenger RNA of Pomacea canaliculata, 1960 nucleotides long. RefSeq names its product dimethylaniline monooxygenase [N-oxide-forming] 5-like. Lineage: Eukaryota; Metazoa; Mollusca; Gastropoda; Architaenioglossa; Ampullariidae. Gene Ontology annotation, molecular function: N,N-dimethylaniline monooxygenase activity; flavin adenine dinucleotide binding; NADP binding. The record is from RefSeq and is a predicted model, not a curated record.